This is a messenger RNA of Gongylonema pulchrum, 852 nucleotides long. The record is from the annotation of a GenBank genome assembly. NCBI's taxonomy places the organism in Eukaryota, Metazoa, Nematoda, Chromadorea, Rhabditida, Gongylonematidae.
CUAAAGAAAGCGGGCCUGGAAUUUCCAACGAAAUCUGGUGACGCUGGCCUUGAUGUUAAGGGUAUCAGCGGGAAAAUCAAUCAGGAUAUGGCUAAUGAGAUUUCGGACGACAAUACUGAUUUGAAAACCGCAAAAGGCACCGAGGAUGCUGCUAGCGAUGAAGAUUUCGAUAAAGAGGGAUCACCGCAGUUUUUGUCUCGUCUGAAUUCGGAUGCCUAUUCGGAGAAAAAACUCAGAGAAACAACGCUGCAGAUUUUGCUGGAAAAAGAUGGUCUGCCACCACGGCGUGUUGAAGCUGAUUAUUUGAAUCCAGCUACCGAAAUCAACGUUAAGCUUGCUGAUUUAGGAAAUGCUUGCUGGACACCACAUAGCGGCGACACGUAUAGCAGGGAUGAGGAUCAUCUUGCGCACAUUAUCGAGCUUCUGGGAAUAAUUCCUCCCCGGAUCUACAAAAAGGGAGCUCAUUGGCGUGAAUUUUUCAAUAAGCACGGCCAGCUGAUUCACAUUCACCAGCUGAAACCAUGGUCACUGGUGGAGGUGCUAACGCAGAAGUACGAUUGGUCGAUGGAAUCGGCCGCACAGUUCUCGUCUUUUCUGAUCCCGAUGCUGGCAUUCGAUCAGGAUGAACGAGCAACAGCCCGCCAGUGUCUCCAACAUGACUGGUUAAAGCCAAAUGGCGGAAAGCCAUUACCGAGUGAGGCACAAGCAGCAUCGCCUUCGUUAUCGCUAGAGUCGCAGCAGCUGGAGCAGGACGAACAGGAAGACGAGGAGGAAUCGGGCGAACUGCAGGAGGCGCAGUUAUUCCUCGAGUCGCCUCAGGCAUGCAUUCUUUUUCUGCAAAAAAAUGAAUGA